Messenger RNA from Rhizopus microsporus ATCC 52813, 442 nucleotides. RefSeq lists its product as uncharacterized. Lineage: Eukaryota; Fungi; Mucoromycota; Mucoromycetes; Mucorales; Rhizopodaceae. Bases 181 to 408 code for a protein of 75 amino acids. The transcript has a single exon. The record is from RefSeq and is a predicted model, not a curated record.
GUUGGCAACAUUUAUUCUUGCAUAUAAAGAUCAAUUUCUUUUUUGCCAUGAAUCUCUUUCUUUUCUCUUUUCAUAAAAGGCUUAUUCCAUCUUGUCAUAUUCUUAUGUUUCUGACGGUAUCACACCAAGGAUUGUUUUGUGAUCGCAAAACACACGUUGGACUCCUCUGAUGAAACCUCCAUGGAACACCUACUCGUGCUGGCGCAGUUCUUUAUUAAGCGACAAUCCAUCCUGCUUGAACAUACUUGUGCUGUGAACGCAGGUACUAAAAUGCUAUACGGGUUAGCCAAAGAUCAUGUUCUCCAAGGCAAGAAACAUCAGCAUAGCUUUGCCGAUACCAUGGUAGUGAUUUACGUCAUACAUAUCAAGCAGUUGGAACAAGCCUGCGCCUUAGUCAUAAAGUUGUAAAGGUAAACAUAGGAAAUGAAAAGUUAAGAAGCGU